This is a messenger RNA of Ricinus communis (castor bean), 1020 nucleotides long. RefSeq lists its product as uncharacterized. The record is from RefSeq and is a predicted model, not a curated record. NCBI's taxonomy places the organism in Eukaryota, Viridiplantae, Streptophyta, Magnoliopsida, Malpighiales, Euphorbiaceae. The transcript has a single exon. The coding region runs from base 380 to 901 and encodes 173 amino acids.
AUAGAAUAAAAAAGAAAAUAUAUUAAAUUAAAUAAAAAAAACAAAAAAAAAACAUAGAUUCUUUAUUUUUUCUAAGAACUUUCCUUGUAGGUUUGGAUGAAAUUCUUGGGCUUGUAAUGAUAAGAAUUUCCCAAUAAGCCCAAACACCACAUCAUACACAUUCUAGCGCAGCCCAUUUCACAGCCAUGGCAACUUCCCAAGGUAGAACUGCGAAAAGAAAAACUCUUCGUCGCAUCUAAGCUUCAGCAGUUGAACUACCAUUCAAAUUCAUGAUUUUCCUUUUUCUUUUCGUGCAAUAUACAGAUCACAAAAGGAAGUACAAGAAACAAUAUAAACCAAAAAAAAAAAAAGAGCGUCGCAAAAAAGUCUAAUCUAAAAGAUGCCUUUAAUCUACACCAAUAGCUAUUCAUCUCUAUCAGCAAUUCUUUGCAUAGUACUCCUAUUUUCAUCAUCAUGGUUAGCUAAAUCAGUAAAUGAAGAACCCACAGCGUAUGAGAUUCUCAGUGAUUACAACUUCCCUAAAGGGUUAUUGCCUAAAGGAGUUAUUGGCUACGAUCUCGAUACAACUUCAGGUAAAUUUUCUGCGUUCUUGAAUGGUACUUGUAGCUUUUCUCUCGAAGGAUCUUAUCAGUUAAGAUACAAGUCAACUAUCAGAGGUCACAUAUCUAAAGGGAAGCUUUCUAGUCUGCAAGGUGUUAGUGUUAAACUAUUGUUUAUGUGGGUUGAUAUUGUUGAGGUUUCAAGAAGUGGGGAUGAUCUUGAGUUCUCUGUUGGAAUUGCUGGUGCUGGAUUUCCUAUUGAUAAUUUUGAGGAGAGUCCUCAAUGUGGAUGUGGUUUGGACUGUGGAGAUCGUAGGAAAGUUAGCAAGAUGAGAUCAAACCCUUUUGUAUCUUCUUUGUAGGGAAUUUUCCUUAAAUCAAAGAUUUCAAUGCAUUAUUGUUUUAUUAGAGUUGGUAAUUGUCGUGCUUGUUUUAUUUGAAUGGUGGAAUUAAUCGAAUUGGGUUGAGUUUGUUUUCUUAA